AUGGCGCCAGUGUCGUUGACUAAAGGCGCAAUGAUCCAUAGCACACAAGUUUCAAGGGCAGUGGGUGAGGGCGCUGAAAAGUCCUCAGACGACGACGACGACUUCCACCUGGACUUGAACACUGAUCUGAUUGGCAAAAACACGGCCAAAAAGGAUCUUAACAUUGUGAACGAUUAUAGACCAGAUUGGACAUGUAUGGAAGCCUACCGCGAGUCCUAUCAAAACUGGAGAGACGGCAUUCUGAAAUCCUUCGACCUUGAUCUGUCCCGAUUCCUACCAACGUACAUUGAGAAAGGACGAGAGCUCAUCAUUGAAGCGCGCCAUCCAGAUAACGAGAACCUUCUUGGCUACAUUCACUUUAAGGGUGACAAGGAUGGAAACUGCAUGGGAGGCCUGAAGAUAGUCAACUUCGAAGCCACCCUCAAAUUUUCCGAUUUGGCUACUGGAUCAACUUCCAAGGCCGACGAAUCUGGACAGACUGGACAACAUGGAGAUGGUAUGAAGAUAUCUUCUCUUGUUUACCGACGUAAUGGCUACGAUGUGCGCCACGAAAGUGGCGGCUUCAGCUGGCACUACAUUUACAAAGAGGGUAACUUCAUCUGCUCCCUCACUCGCAUCAACGCGGUCAAAUUGAAGGAAAUCAAGAAAAAGGACAAAGGUCAACCCCGGACCCGUAAUCACCAUGCCUGGGAGGAUGUUUGUUUGAUCGUUGGCGAACCAGGAAAAGUCAAAGAUGUGAAAGGGACGGAGGCACCAGGUAAACGGCUGAAUAUCAUCGACUUCAAGGAAUGGAUCACCGUCACCCUCGACAUCAAUCCUCCAAAAGACAUCAUCCGCACUAUCCACGGCGAUCUUAUCCGCGACCCCGAAUACCAAGCACGCAUGUACCUUCGUGGUCUGUUAUUGCCGCGCGGGGGAACCCAGCGACAACAAUACGUUUACGGAUACAACUUUGUCAAGGGGAACACUAGCGCCGAUCGCGAUGCGCUUUCUGGUGCAACAGAAGAGAGUGAGGGUAUCAUCGCCAUCUGGUCAGCUGCAAUACGAGCAGAUAGGUCGAGUAAUUCCGAACUGCUGACGGAUUACACCAACCUGCUCCUGGGUUCGAUUGGCAAGAAGGGCGAUGUGAUGAUGUAUCCCUACCGCCACGGACACGAGCCUAUGCCCAGGGAGAUUGCCAAGAAGGUGUGGGAGAAGAUGUUGACGCUCAACAUUAGCGAAGAGGGUCAGGUAGCCUUCUACUAUCGGGCUGGCGAAGGGAAAGAUGUAGGGAAAUAA
Messenger RNA from Alternaria arbusti, 1278 nucleotides. RefSeq lists its product as uncharacterized. NCBI's taxonomy places the organism in Eukaryota, Fungi, Ascomycota, Dothideomycetes, Pleosporales, Pleosporaceae. The coding region runs from base 1 to 1278 and encodes 425 amino acids. The record is from RefSeq and is a predicted model, not a curated record. The transcript is spliced from 2 exons.